AUGCGAAAAAUCCGCACCAAAACGUUGGUGCUGGGGGUUUCUCUUGGUCUGUUCGUCGUCUAUCUCAUUAAAGAUUUUCCUGCCAAAAGAGACAUUGGCAACCCCAAAACUGUGAGAGAGGGGAGAAGUGAGAUAAGAAGAUCCACCACGAACAUCUCCUACGUAUACUCCUUCCCGAAAUGCCAACUAAACGCAUCUGCUGGAAAUGUCGAAGGCUUUAGCUCUCUUACUGGUGAUAUACAAGACUUUCUCUACCAUAAACACUGUCGACAUUUCCCCAUGUUGCUGGACGUUCCUGACAAAUGUGGAGGAGCUAAGGAAUCUGCAGAGGUAUUUCUUCUCUUGGUCAUUAAAAGCAGCCCUGAUAACUUUGAACGCAGAGAGGUACUGCGCAAAACCUGGGCUACAGAGAGGCUGCAGAACGGUGUACAGAUCAGGAGGCUCUUCAUCUCAGGAGCGACGGGUUCCGGUUUUGAAAGAGAGAGAAAGAACAGACUUCUUGAACUGGAACAAAAUGAGUACAAUGACAUCCUUCAAUGGGACUUUAAAGACACGUUCUACAACCUCACCUUAAAGCAGGUGCUCUUCCUAGAAUGGAUGGAAAGAAACUGUCCGAAAGCUUGCUUCUUGCUAAAUGGUGAUGAUGACGUUUUUGCCAACACAGACAACAUGGUUGAGUAUCUCCAAGGCCUCAGAGACAAUGAUGGACACAAGCACCUCUUUAGCGGAUCUUUGAUGGAGUACACAGGGCCCAUUAGAACACCUGGGGGCAAGUACUAUGUCCCAGUACAAGUGCAUGAGUCAGAGACCUAUCCCCCUUAUUGUAGUGGUGGAGGCUUCCUAAUGUCGAGCCAUACAGCUAUGGUCAUAUACAACAUGUCCAAGUCCAUCCCUUUAAUUCCUAUUGAUGAUGCUUACAUGGGGAUGUGUCUGGCCAAAGCAGGAUUAGGUCCAGCUCACCAUAUGGGUAUAAGGGUAGCAGGAAUGUAUAUUCCCUCGCCUAAACUAGAUAAAUUUGAUCCCUGCUUUUAUAAAGAGAUUUUACUGGUGCACAGAUUCCUUCCAGCAGGCAUCUAUCUUAUGUGGCAAAGAAUACAUGACCCCAAUCUAAAAUGUGAAUUGGCAAGGAAAUCCUUUAAGUAG
Molecule: messenger RNA, 1143 nt
Organism: Limanda limanda (common dab)
Lineage: Eukaryota; Metazoa; Chordata; Actinopteri; Pleuronectiformes; Pleuronectidae
Product: N-acetyllactosaminide beta-1,3-N-acetylglucosaminyltransferase 3-like
Exons: 1
Coding region: 1-1143 (380 amino acids)
Cellular component (GO): membrane
Molecular function (GO): hexosyltransferase activity
Source: RefSeq, a predicted model, not a curated record